AUGCACAUCCCAUCCCAUACCUCACCUCAUCCCAUACCUCACCUCAUCCCAUACCUCACCUCAUCCCAUACCUCACCUCAUCCCAUACCUCACCUCAUCCCAUACCUCACCUCAUCCCAUACCUCACCACAUCCCAUACCUCACCUCAUCCCAUACCUCACCUCAUCCCAUACUUCACCUCAUCUCAUACCUCACCUCAUCCCAUACCUCACCUCAUCCCAUACCUCACCUCAUCCCAUACCUCACCUCAUCCCAUACCUCCCCUCAUCCCAUACCUCACCUGAUCCCAUACCUCACCUCAUCCCAUACCUCACCUCAUCCCAUAGCUCACCUCAUCCCAUACCUCACCUCAUCCCAUUCCUCACCUCAUCCCAUACCUCACCUCAUCCCAUACCUCACCUCAUCCCAUACCUCACCUCAUCCCAUACCUCACCUCAUCCCAUACCUCACCGCAUCCCAUUCCUCACAUCAUCCCAUACCUCACCUCAUCCCAUACCUCACCUCAUCCCAUACCUCAUCUCAUCCCAUACCUCAUCUCAUCCCCUGCCUCAUCUCAUCCCAUACCUCAUCUCAUUCCAUACCUCAUCUCAUCCCAUACCUCAUCUCAUCCCAUACCUCAUCUGCUCAGAGGGACACGAUGAAUGCCCCACAACAGCAACAGCCGAGUCAGCAGCAGUAACAAGCAUGGUGGGGGGCGCAUUGGUGAAGGGCAGGCAUGGAACCGGGUGGGUAGAGUGGUCGGGGAGCAGUGAGGGGAUGCAGCUGCAACAGCAAUUCUAUCUUGUUGUACUGAAUCCAUGA
Molecule: messenger RNA, 801 nt
Organism: Closterium sp. Naga37s-1
Lineage: Eukaryota; Viridiplantae; Streptophyta; Zygnematophyceae; Desmidiales; Closteriaceae
Source: the annotation of a GenBank genome assembly